Papilio polytes (common Mormon) is the source of this 6072-nucleotide messenger RNA. Its product is annotated as P protein-like. Gene Ontology annotation, biological process: transmembrane transport. Gene Ontology annotation, cellular component: membrane. Lineage: Eukaryota; Metazoa; Arthropoda; Insecta; Lepidoptera; Papilionidae. The transcript is spliced from 16 exons. The coding region runs from base 1877 to 4294 and encodes 805 amino acids. The record is from RefSeq and is a predicted model, not a curated record.
AGCGCGCUGUUUAACGUGCAGUGUUUGUCUCAGGGUUUAUUUUAAAUGUUUUAUAAAUAAAUACGUUAACGUGUGAAUUGGACUAAAAAUUUUAUAACGAACUAAUAAUAAAAAUGUAAAUAACAAUUGUUACUGACUACAAGAAAAAUGUCAAGGAAAAUUUAGUUUUGUUGGUAAAUAUAAACAUUUGUUUCAUUGCAUUUACACUGGACUCAGUUGUCAUUGCCACUUUGCCAAGCGUUUGCAUGAUAAUAUGACAUGAUGUUUAUUUAUCGUCGAUUCUUGGCGCGAAAAGGUUCGACAAAUGAAACUUUAUUUUGUUACCAUAGUAACAUGACUCAGGGUCUUCUAUAAAUAUUUUGAAUGGUCAUCAGAAUUAAGGUCGUGGGUUCGAAUACUAAGUACCUAUAUUUUUAAUCAUUAUUAUUCCAAUUAAAAAUAGAAUUAGUAUUUAUAUAUAAGCGAGAAUAAACUGUAUUCGAGUGAAUUAUCGCUUGAAACUACUGACCUUCGCUAACUUCAGCUGGCUUUAAUAGGGCUGCCUGUCUUAAUCCGCAUUUUUUAUAUUAUUUUAUGCUCGUCUGCAGGAACAAAGCUAGGCAAGUUUUUAUGUCAUAUCGUAAGUUGGUGGCCCUACUGAACUAUCGUCAAGUUAUAAAACAAAGACACAUUUCUCUUAGAAACAGACAUCUUUUUAUCAUUAAUCUUAUUAUUUAUCUUAACAAUGCGUUAUUACAAUAAAAGACGAACACUUAUCUUGCGUUUAUUUUUUCCAAACAAUUAAUUUUUAUUACUCUUUAUUAUUACGUCAUUUAGGAGAUUUAUAAUAUUAUUAAGAUAUUAAAUUAAUUAUCUUACAGCCAGUAACUAUAAAUGAAUCGUUUAAAAAGAUAAUCUUCAUCAAAAAACAUGAAUGAUUAAAGAUGAGGCGUAGGCUUCUUCUACACAAGGAAAAGUAAAUCUUUAAAACUAACAGUGAAUACUUACGUCGCGAGUAUCGCGUAGCGCGGAAUAAAUUGUCGGCGGGAGUCGUCUUUUCGGCCUAUACAUCUUGAACUUGAAAAUAAACACAUCCUCCGUUCCAAAAAUCUCUUUUAUUCAUUUCUCCAACUUAAAUCACCCGAAUAAUUGCAUGGUCCUUCGAGCCGGAUGCAAUUAUAUCUGUGUAUGAACCCCUAUGACGCUACGCCUAUAAUGUAUUGGUAGGGCGACUAUGAUAAUUCCUUAUUCCCCACGUUCACGCGGAAGCGACAAGCUAAAACCUUGUACAACACAAUGCAACACGUGGUCUACAUUUUGUCAUCAUAAUUACGGCACGGUAGCCGCGACAAAUGGCACAUGUUGAAUCCAGUUCAAUCCUGUCACGAAUAGGUACAGUAUGUGGCCAAUGUAAAAGCCUUGCAGACUUCUGACACAAACUAGUGCUCGACCACCAUUGUUACCCUCAACACCUCUGUUAGGUAAGCUUUGAUUUUUCAUAAAUUUUCCAUGUUCGACAUAUAUAGGUAUUAUUUUAUUUACUUAUAUCGCUGCGCUAAAAUGUCUUGUCAUUCGCUAUAUGCAAAUAAGUUGCUCACAGCGUGGGAUUGAAAAAAAUAUUGAAUUAAACAUACAGAAUAUAUUUAAAGGAACAUGGAUAAUUACGGGUUUUUUUUUAAUAAUAUCCUGUCUAGAUUGAUGAAAUACUCAAGAAGGGUGGAAUCAAGAACACCCGUAACCGAUGUGCAUAGAGGCAUAGACAUAUGAAGUUAUAUUAUAAUUAAUAAUGUCUUCCGUCAGCUAAGUAAAUAUCCGAGAAGUAAUGUACCGUAUUGUAAGUUGCUCAAGAUCUUUAUGUGAUUACUAGAUAUAACAUAAGCUUUGAGGCUGCCAGACGAUGGAGCGACUUUGGCGAGUGCUGCGGGGUGGGGGUGGGGGCGGCAAGGAGGCGGAGCGCGAACUGAACCGCAGCACGUACUCGCUGGUGUCGUGCAGUGAGGUGUCGCCGCACUCGCUGCAGCUGUGGCUCACUCUACCGGACGAGGUCAAAAACGACCCAGAACUGGACAAGUUCAGAAAACUAUAUGAGGAGACUGAUAAAUCAAAGAUCAAUCCAGUAGGAGAUAAUGAAUCUGAGGGUACCAAGCGCCUGUCCGAGGUGCAUUCAGCACCGCUACUGGACGGGAAAGACGGAGCUGCGGGUACGAACGGGGACGCUAUAGUCGAUGAUUCUGGAAACAAUGAUACCAAAGAUAAUACUCAAAUUCAACUGCCAGUCGGCAAAUUACAAAGAAAGUUAUUGGACGCAAAAUAUUACAUAAAGAUGACGUUACUGCUGGGCUGCUGGUUGUUCUUCACAGUGGUCUUCCUAACGUGCGACGAGAAGAAGGAAGUCUUCAAGAACACUGCUAUACCUCCAGGAAUAAUUAAAAAUUAUACCAUCGGCCCGUUAGAAGCGACCUCCAUUUUAGUCAAAGUAUCAGGACCCUUCCUGUCGGAGCACGCGGAAAUCAAAAUGAACUCCAGCGAACUGGAGACCAGGGACAGGAUGGUGGUCUGGCUCGAGAGGUGGAACUCUUCAACUGAGAUACGAGACGAAAUGCCACCAGACUCCUGGACAGUAUUCUUAGCAGACGAAGAUCUAGAUUACAACGCAGGUGAAGAAAGAUCUAGGAAGUUUGAGCUGCAGCAGAGCAACAGCACGUACGUCCUGCGCAUGAAGAGCUCGGGGGCGGAGACGGCGGCGCUGGCGCUGAGCUGGGCGGCCGCGCGGCCGGGCGUGGCCGGCGUGCUCUACGCGGCCGUGCUGCUGUGCGCUCUGUACGUGCUCAUUAUAUUUGAGAUAAUACACCGCACAAUGGCCGCAGUUUUAGUUUCGACGACGUCGAUAGCGGCCUUGGCCCUGGUGGGGGAGCGGCCCUCGCUGCCGGAGAUCAUAUCCUGGCUGGACGUGGAGACGCUGCUGCUGCUCUUUAGUAUGAUGCUGCUGGUGGCCAUCAUGGCGGAAACUGGCAUAUUUGACUAUUUGGCUGUCUUUGCAUUCGAGGUGACCGGAGGGCGCUUGUGGUCGCUGGUGUUCCUGCUGUGCGGCCUCACCGCCGCCCUCUCCACCUUCCUCGACAACGUCACCACCGUGCUGCUCAUGUCGCCCGUCACCAUCAGGUUGUGCGAAGUGAUGGACCUGGACCCGGUGCCGAUCCUGAUGCUGAUGGCCAUAUACAGCAACAUCGGUGGCACCGCCACGCCCGUCGGCGACCCGCCCAACGUCAUCGUCGCCUCCAACAAGGCCGUCGUACAUGCUGGCAUCAACUUCAGCAACUUCACGCUGCACAUGGCGCUGGGCAUCGUGCUGGUGUGUGUGCAGACCUCGCUGCAGGUGCGCUACAUGUUCCGUGACAGCGCGCGCCUGCGCCUCAAGGAGCCCAGGCACAUACAAGAUCUCCGCAACCAGAUAUCAAUAUGGCGGCGCGCGGCGGAGUCUCUGCCGCACCUGAGCAAAGACGUGCAGGUGGUGCGCGAGCGCCUGCAGAGGAAUGUGGCCAAGCUGCACCUCCAGCUGCGGCAGCGCCUGCGGGAGACCAGCCACAGAGCCUGCCCCGAGGACGCCUUCCACACCACGCUGCAGGAGUUGAAGGACAAGUACAAGAUCAGGGACAAGGCGCUGCUGCUGAAGGCGGCGGUGUCCAUCGCUUUCGUGGUGGUCGUGUUCUUCUUGCACUCCAUACCUGACUUCAACCGCGUGUCUCUGAGCUGGACGGCGCUGCUGGGCGCCAUCCUGCUGCUGCUGCUGGCGGACCGCGCGGACCUGGAGCCCGUGCUGCACAGGGUCGAGUGGUCCACUCUGCUCUUCUUCGCUGCACUCUUCGUGCUCAUGGAGGCGCUGGCGCGGCUGGGGCUGAUCUCGCUGGCGGGCGCGCUGCUGCAGCAGCUGGUGCAGCUGGCGGAGGGCCGCGCGCGCCUCGCGCUCGCCAUACUGCUCAUACUGUGGGUAUCGGGGAUGAUCUCCGCGUUCGUGGACAACAUCCCGCUGACGACGAUGAUGGUGCGCGUGGUGGUGGCCAUCGGCUCCAACCCCGCCCUCGGCCUGCCGCUGCAGCCGCUCAUAUGGGCCUUGCUCUUCGGAGCUUGUUUAGGAGGCAACGGCACUCUGAUCGGCGCGAGCGCCAACGUGGUGUGCGCCGGCGUGGCGGAGCAGCACGGCUACCGCUUCUCCUUCCUGCACUUCUUCCGCGUCGGCUUCCCCGUCAUGAUCGGCCACCUCCUCGUCGCCUCGCUCUACCUCCUCCUCUGCCACUGCGUCUUCACCUGGCACUAGCAGCCUCACUCAUCGGACAGUCAUACAUUAAUGGAGACAGUAAAGUUUUAUAUCGUCAAAUGUGCAAACUGCUCAAAUAAGAGUGGAAUUCUUAAUUUUGAAAAGUUACUUUCUUUAAAAGCACUAUUUAUGUAAUUAAUGUUGACAUAAUUUAAUUCAAGCUUGGUGUAUUUAACAUAAGAUAAAUUUUAUUUGGGAUUCCUACCCCAAUGUACUACUGUUGAUUUAUUUUAAAUGUAUGUUAGAUUAAAGUUUAUUAUUUGUUUGUUGCCUUAAGUAAAAAGGCAUCGGAGGUUUCCGUCCAGUGUACAAAUAUCGGAUCUCCUAAUUUGUAGCAAAUUGUAUAUAACUGUUUUUAAAGCGAAAUUUAUGUUAUAUCGAUGAAGUACAAAUAAUUAUGUUUAUAUCUGUUUUUUUAAAUGUAAUGUGUAAUUUAUCAUAUAAUUUUAUUAAAGUUAUUUAAUUUAACAAUUCUUUUAAAUAUUAUUGUACAUUACCUAUGGUCCUGGUGAAUAUGUUAACAUUUUAUAAAUAUUGUUACGGUCAUCAAAGUAAUGAAGUCAAAUGGCUGGACAGGUUUUCAUGCGUAUGGGUUGUAAUGUGGGAUGGGGUGAGUUAGGGCGUGCUGUCUUCAACUUCGCUUAUUAACCUGUACGUAAAUCAGCUGAUGGUGGAGCUCGGCAGCGCCGCUGUCGAGUGUUCCAUCGCCGAGCGCACAGUGAACAGUAUCAGCUGCUGAGACCUUCGGUCGCCGCUUUGAGACUACUAUUCAGUAUAUGUGGGGAAUAUACGAACACACAUGGCCUUAUUUACAAUUUAUGUACAUAAGAGCAAGUUAAUGGUGUUAAGCUAGAGGUCGUAAGGAUGAACAUAUUUCUCUUUAAGUAGAUAAAAAGUAUUGAUUAGGAAAAUGUUUACAAAUAAAACUAAAGUUUUACAUAAUUUUCGAAAUAUAUUUCAUACCAUUUCAUUGUACAGUUACACAACUGACAUUUUAUUCUUUAAUCGGGCGCAAUUUUUUAAACAAUAAAAAUUGUACAUUCUUGUCACAGAUUUUUGACUGAGAUAUAAUUUUGAGCAAUCAUUUCUGUAAUAUUUUUUAAAUAAAUAAAAUAUAACUUUGGAAGAAAAAUACAAGGUUUUUUUUAUUUUUGCUUAUAAGGCUAAUAAUAUCAGGUGAACGGACUACUCUCAUAUUUUACUAACUAUAGCUAAAUUUUCACUACCAUAACCGACUAUAUUCGUUUCUGUUUCUUAGUCUACAAAUACCAUUGAAUUAAAAUAAAAUUAAUAUAUUUUGGGUCAUUUAAUUUACAACUAGGACGAACCAACUUAACUACUGCAUAUAACAUCUAGUAACACGGAAUACACAAGAUGAAGGAUAUCUGCAUAUUUUCCCGCCAAUUUUGACAGCAAUAUUUAGAUGUUAUUAAUGCAAAUUAUUUAGCUAUUUUGUAAUCGUUUCUUCCUAAUGAGGCAGUAAAUAAUUGAAAAUGUAUUCUAAUAUCUGAUAAAAUUUUAAUAAAGAAAUAUAUUUUGUAACUUUCGUGUUAUUAAACUAGAGAUUGAGAUAUUGAGAUUUCUCUUAUACUAAAACUGUUCUGUAUAUUCGCAAUUUUUUAAAUAUCUUCGAGCUCAUUUUAAAAUUACCAAAGUGAAUGUAACCAGCAUUCACAAAGUCCUAAAAAAGCAAAUAUCAGUGUUUAUAACAAUUAUUGUGUUGUUUUUCAUUAAGGGCCUGUCCCACCAAAUUGUAAAUUGUUUGAUAACAAUCUAAC